UUUGUCGAAAAGUUGGAAUAUUGCAACGUUUGACCUACCAUAUGCAAGGAAUGAAAAUAUUUGUUUAAGCUGGUUUGAGCCAUACUGUGGUUUGAGCUUUUUGUUUGUUUCGUUCAUGGUGGCAACACAGCUGAUUUUCCGAUUGUAAUAAACAAAUUGAAGAAAUAGUGCAAAGAGAUGAAUGAAAUUUUAAUAUUUGGAAGAUGCAGAAUUUGUUUGGAAGAAAAGAGUAGUCGUGGUUUUCUGCUAGAAGCGUUAGAAACUGAACAUGCGCAGGUGGCUAUUAAAACAAGCCAGAAACAGCUUGUAACGUUUUGCUCCACUGGCAUGUUGACCUGCAGCGAGUGUGCUACUGAAACAAAUAUUCGUUCCAAAGCAACAGAUAUUUUUAUGCAAAACGAAGAAACGAUUGUUAGUGAAGAUGAUUUGGAUCUACAUGAUUUAAAUGAAUGUGUGGGCGAAGAAGUGGAAUACAUUUUGCCCAUAAAAUCCGAACAAUUUUCCAAAGUUGCUUCAUCUAAUUGUCACGACAUUUCAAUCGCCAAUGAGCUUACUAUCUACAAAAGAGGUGCGGGACGUCCGCCCAAACGUUACGACACACUAUUUCAAUGUGAUCUAUGCUGUUAUGUCACCGCUUAUGCAAAAUAUUUCCGCACUCACAUGUCAGAGGCUCAUCGAGAGGAACAAGCGCGUAUUUUCAAAUGCCCACAAUGUACAGAGGCAUAUGUGGAGGCGCGUUGUCUUCGAGAGCACAUAAAACAUGUCCACGAAUGUAUACCACGCAAACCAAAAUUACUUUGCGCAGAGUGCGGCAAAGGUUUUCCCAAGCAAUCGCAUUUACGACGUCAUUCCUAUGUGCACAAUCCCAAUGAGAAGCCUUUCUUGUGUGAGUACUGCCCUAUGCGUUUCGCGAGUCAGUCUACCUUGACACGUCACAUUGAUGGUGCUCACAAAAAGAAUAAGCCGCAUGCGUGUGAGUUGUGUGGUAAAGCUUUUGGGCAUAUUUAUGGACUGAAGGCGCACAAACAAAAGGUGCAUGCAAAGGAUGCUCAAUAAUGUGUAAAUAGUGAAGGUACUGUUUCUAUUUUUGGCAAUAUACGAAAAUAUACAUACAUGCUAUAAGUAGACAAAUUAAAAUGUUCACACGUUUAGGGUACUCAUCGUAAAUGUUUUUUGUUUUUUGGAAAUUUCAAGACCUUACCCCCAUAUUU
This is a messenger RNA of Rhagoletis pomonella (apple maggot), 1211 nucleotides long. Its product is annotated as zinc finger protein 675-like. The transcript has 3 exons. NCBI's taxonomy places the organism in Eukaryota, Metazoa, Arthropoda, Insecta, Diptera, Tephritidae. Gene Ontology annotation, biological process: regulation of transcription by RNA polymerase II. Gene Ontology annotation, molecular function: DNA-binding transcription factor activity, RNA polymerase II-specific; sequence-specific DNA binding; chromatin insulator sequence binding. Gene Ontology annotation, cellular component: nucleus; chromosome. The coding region runs from base 178 to 1056 and encodes 292 amino acids. The record is from RefSeq and is a predicted model, not a curated record.